Messenger RNA from Bufo bufo (common toad), 981 nucleotides. RefSeq names its product SH3 domain-binding glutamic acid-rich-like protein. The record is from RefSeq and is a predicted model, not a curated record. NCBI's taxonomy places the organism in Eukaryota, Metazoa, Chordata, Amphibia, Anura, Bufonidae. Bases 156 to 671 code for a protein of 171 amino acids. The transcript has 7 exons. Gene Ontology annotation, cellular component: cytoplasm.
AUCGCUCCCAAAAUAUCCCCAGGCCAAUGAUCAGGUUGCAGUGUGCACAGGCUGCUGUGGGUUAGGUUUACACACACUGCUCUGGGAUUCUGUCUGUGGAAGACACUCGGGAUCCUUGUUACGUAUCAACAGGGUCUGAAAAAGCUGCAGACAAAAUGGUCAUCAAGGUAUUUGUCGCCACCCUUGCCGGAUCAACCGCGAUCAAAAAGAAACAGCAAGAAGUGGUCGGAUUUCUGGAAGCGAACAGAAUUGACUUUGAAGAAAAAGAUAUCGCGUGUAAUGAUGACAACCGGCAAUGGAUGAGGGACAACGUGCCGGGAGAGAAAAAGCCCAAGAACGGGAUCCCUCUGCCUCCCCAGAUCUUCAAUGAGGAGCAGUACUGUGGGGACUUUGAGUCUUUUUUUGAUGCUAAGGAAGGAAAUGAAAUCUAUGUGUUCCUGGGUCUGGCUCCUGCUGCAUCUGCAAAGGUUAGUGACACACCUUCUGUAAUUGACGAAAAGACAGAGGAAAAGCUAGAAGAGUCCGAUGCUAAUCCUCCUGAAGAGAAGCCGGAAGAGCCAGAAACAGCAAAAGAAGAGGCAGAAGAAGAAGCAGAAGCAGCUGUGGAGGAGGAAGCAGAAGCAGAUGACGAAGAAGAAGGUGAGGAAGAGGAGGAGGAAGAAGAAUCCUAGAGAUCAGCACUGUCUCUGGUUUAUUAUUCAGGCCACUGGAUACAAUUGUCACACAAAUGAACUGCACUCGGCCACUAAUCUAAUUUUUCCAAAAUUUGACACAAGGCCUAUCAUAGGGACUGAGAGCAGCCCUGCUAAGCCCCUUUCUGGCACUUUCACUCUUACUUCACCAGGGAUUUUCACAUGGGAUGAAAUCAUUGGUGGUGGUGAACUUUGCACUGGAUAUCCUCAGGAUUUCUUAUAUGCUGGGUAUUGUGGACAUGAUUUAUAAUAAAGUUAGAAAUAAAAAAGAUUUUCUUUUUCAAGGAGA